Chinchilla lanigera (long-tailed chinchilla) is the source of this 3746-nucleotide messenger RNA. RefSeq names its product myb-like protein X. Bases 25 to 1953 code for a protein of 642 amino acids. The transcript is spliced from 6 exons. The record is from RefSeq and is a predicted model, not a curated record. NCBI's taxonomy places the organism in Eukaryota, Metazoa, Chordata, Mammalia, Rodentia, Chinchillidae.
GGGUUGGGGGAAUGGGGAGCAGGAAUGGGGUUGUCGGGUUGGGGGCGAGGGCAGGCGGCAAUUUAUUUGGAGACAGGAAUUCCGUUGAAGUUUCCAGUCUGGGCUGCGCGGGAGCUCCGGGGUAAGCCGUUUAGGGGGCCAAAGGGGCGCAGCAAGGCCCGCGGCCAGGGCUCCCCGGGCCGCUCCUCCGCCCGCAGGCGUUGGCCGCCAGAGCCGCCUUGCAAGGGGACACAGGUGCCGCGAGAGAAGGAGAAACAGUGGGUGCCCUGGAAUGGGCUCAUUGUGAUUGGGAAGAGGAUAGAGCUCCUGGGAAGAAACACGCUAAAGCCUAGAAUGGGGGACCCGAAGUUUGAGUCUGAGUACUGGCGGCCAGAGGGCUUGGGAAAGAUGCUGUUGAAAGAGAAAUUAGAAGUGAGUCAGGAGGAGGUGCACUUGAGCCCGCACAGCGUAGCAAGUCCAUCACAGGCUCUCGCAGACCUGGGGAGAGAUGGUCCAGAGGAGGCUGAGGAAAAGCAAGAGGCCGAAGGGAAAACUGAGGCUGAAUCUAGUGCAGUGAUGAUCGCAGAGUCUAGGAGCGCGUCUGUGUCUGAAGAGAGGCCAGAGAUGAUGGAGGCUGGGAGGGGGUCAGCGUCCGAAGAGAGGUUGGGGCCCACGGUCUGGAAAGAGAAGUCAGAACUUAGUCAGGAAGAAACAGAUGAGAAGGAACCGCACGGUGUAGCAAGUGCGUUACAGGCUUCUGCAGACACGGGGAAAGACGGGCCGGUGGAGACUGGGGAAAUGCAAGAAGAAGUCGGGGAGGAGACUGGGGCUGAAGCAGGCACAGAGGUGAUAGAAGAACCUAGGAGGGAAUCUGUGUCUGAAGAGAAGUCGGAAGUGACAGUAGAGUCCAGGAGAGGGUCUGCAUCUGAAGAGAGGUUGGAGGUGACAGCGGGGUCCAGGAGGGGGUCUUUGUCUGAAGAGAAGUCAGAGGAGGCAGUGGAGUCCAGGAGGGGAUCUUUGUCUGAAGAGAAGUCAGAUGAGGCAGCAGAGUCCAGGAGGGGGUCUGCAUCUGUAGAGAGGUUGGGUUCUACAGAGGACAAGGUGGGGACCAGUGGAGAGGAUGUGAGAUCCAGAGAGGAUCAACUGGGACAGGAUGAGGAGUUGAGGUGGAGUGGAGAGAGUCUGGAGUCCAGAAGAGAGAAGCGGAGGCCCGCUGGAGAGAAGCGGCCUGUUAGAGAGAGGCGUAGGUCCAUUGUAGAGAAGCCCAUGUUCAGGGCAGAGAGGCGGGGGUCCACUUUUGAGAAGCCCAUGUUCAGGGCAGAGAGGCGGGGAUCCACUUUUGAGAAGCCCAUAUUCAGGGCGGAGAGGCGGGGGUCCACUUUUGAGAAGCCCAUAGUGCAUGGAGGAGAGAGGCAGGGAUCAGUUGGAGAGAAGCCGGUAUUCAGGGCAGAGAGGCGCGGGUCCACUUUUGAGAAGCCCAUGUUCAGGACAGAGAGGAGAGGGUCAACUUUUGAUAAGCCGAUAUUCAGGACAGAGAGGCGGGGGUCCACUUUUGAUAAGCCGGUAUUAAGGGCAGACAGACGGAAAUCCAGUGCAGAGAAGUCAAAGAUGCAUCGAGAAAAACUAAGGCUCAACAGAGAAAAUUUGAGAACUGGUGAUAAAAUGGAGGAGCAUUCUAGUGAGGAGAAUUUGGAGGAAAGUUCAAGAAUGGAAAGUGUAAGUGAAGAGAACAUUGAAAAACUAGAAGAAGCUGCUAGUGAUGAAAGAGUGGUUGAAGUUACCAAUGAGGAGAUGGAAAUUCCUUCUGAAAGUGUGGACGAGAAAGAUGAAAAGCUAGAAGAGAUUGAGGAAAAACCUGAAGCUGAUGAGGAUGCCUUGCCUGAAGUGGAAGAAGAUGGUGAUGAAUCUGCUUCUGUGGGGGAGAAAGACAUGCUAGAAGAAAUAGAUGAAAUAGAUGAAGAGCCCAGUGAAUGAGGCAGUUGAAGGACUGAAGCUGAGAGAGUAUGAAAAGUAAAAGAGGAAAAGUUAGUCAAGCACCACGUUAUUGAUGCCAAAGGGGUAAAAAUGAGAGAGGAAAGCAGAAUCCGAGCCAAGAAGAAGAGUGAGAAUUGAGAGUUACUGGACAUUAAGCAGGACCAUUACCGAGGGAAGCCAAGAUAAGCAAUGGAGAAAUGGGAGCAUUUUGAGAAGAAAGAGAAGAGUGGGUAAUGAGUUGAUGGGUAAAGGAAAAUUGGAUAUUGGGUUCUUGAAAAGCUGUUUGAGAAGUAAACUGGAUGGGCUAGAAGAAUUUCAUCUGAACGUGACCGCGUGUACGAGACAGAGAAGGAUGCCUCGUGAGGAAAACCAGGAGGAGAGCAAGGGAAAGGACAGAUACUGUGCCGUGAAGGAGCAGCAGGCGGAAGUGAGCAAAACGUCUGAAAGCGCAUCCUGAAAAAUGACGGGCUUCAAAGUGAGGAGAGGAAAUAAGCACAUUAAGAGAUCUGUGCCUUCCUGAGAUCAUCACACCCAGCCUCCUCUAGUGACUCUGCAAGCUAAGGAACUGCCAGCUGUCUCACAAGAGGCCUGUGUGGCACAAGAUUUCUGGAUGACAUUUUCACGUGGGAUAUCAGAUGCAUUCCAGCCGGGCCACAGAUGGACAAGUGAAGACAGAGACACCGUGACAAGUGCCAGCCACUUCGAACCAUUCCAGAUGCCAGGACGAUCUCAGGAACCAUUCCAGACACCAGGACGAUCCUACCAGAGAACAAAACUGACCCUGUUAUCUUGGAACUUACAUUAUCAUGGAAAGCAAUGCACACAGAGAGUCAAUGUGUAAAAUACUCUAAGAAUUUGGAAGAAAAAUCAAGCAGGGCUAGCGAAGCUGAAAAAGCCUUUUGUCCAGCAGAAGGCAGUCGCACACUUGGCUGGGAGAAGGAGACCCACAGGCCCGCUCGGAUGGGCCCAGCGUGCACUCAGCCUCCAGCAGAGGGCGCGUCUCCAGGAUGGCAUGGAUCAGAAAUGGAGGAGCAUAUUGAAGCAGCAUCCCAAAAAUUAGUUCUGAAAAACACCGAAAGGGAAGAAAAAUUGAGCGCCUUGAGAUCCAGCCAUGACCUAAGGGGGCCGCAAAUGAGUUGCCUCACCCUGAGGCGCCUCUCGGGGAGCCCUGGAGGCAGUGAGUGACUCAAGUCACAUGCGGGACAGGGCUGCUGACGGGCGUUUCCUGCGCCUGUCAUCCCGUCAGCCAGACACUGCACAGCGUUUGUUUGCCAAAUUGUGGUACAUUAUGCAAAUCUAAGUUCAGUGAAAUUAAUGCUUAGAAAUACAGCUAGGAAAAUCUAGAAAAGCCCUGUGACAAAGUGUGAUUACUGAGAUUAGAGUGCUUUGAACUUGAGCAGUAGGGAAUCUUGCAAACUCGUAGGAUUAACCAGGACAAGUACCCCUCUCUUAGGAGAAGCACUCACAUUUGUACAGGAUCCCAGCGCUAUGGGAGAGGUAUUUCAGGUACUUUAGGGCUGCCUUACGAGGGAAGGAAAGAGGCAGAACAUCUUCCAACACCCAGAGGAAGUUUCCUUUCCACAAAACCCUGGAGUUUGAAUCAUCUGGGUUGGUUAACUGGGCAGAAAAAGAAACCGUGAGGAAGGAACCUGCGCGCAGCUCCGGAGGACGUGACGGGGUGAACGCCACACCGCAGCCUCCUCGGUGUCCAGAGUUGAGCCCCAGCCCUUGCUGUAAGAUGUGAAGAGUCACUCCAAAUUUAUAAGCUCAUUAAACAAGUACUUUUGACUGUC